Messenger RNA from Quercus lobata, 993 nucleotides. RefSeq lists its product as uncharacterized. Lineage: Eukaryota; Viridiplantae; Streptophyta; Magnoliopsida; Fagales; Fagaceae. Bases 1 to 993 code for a protein of 330 amino acids. The transcript has 2 exons. The record is from RefSeq and is a predicted model, not a curated record.
AUGGGUACCCAAGAGGAAGACCAAGAAGGUACUAGUGCUGAACGAAGAAACCAAGAGGGGUCGGAGAGUAGUAACGCCCCGAGCAGACCGAAACAACAAGACAUGAGCUGUCCAUCCAUUACUGAUACGGCUCCACCCCAUAUUGUUGCGGAGAUGCAGAUGAUGAAAGAACGGAUGGACCUCAUAAUGAACGCGCUCAGGAGGAAAGUGUCAAAUGACCUCAACGAUUUGGUCCAUCGGACAGAUUCACCAUUCACCAUGUCCGUCAACUCCUUCCCCUUACCACAGAAGUUCCACAUGCCGCAAAUAGAAAGCUACGAUGGAGCCAAGGACCCUCUCAAUCACUUAGAAUCAUUCAAGACCCUAAUGUACCUUCAAGGAGUAGCAGACAAAAUCAUGUGUAAGGCCUUCCCUACCACACUAAGGGGUCCUGUAAGAGUUUGGUUCAGUAGGUUGGCACCCAACUCCAUCAGCACUUUCAAGGACCUAAGCACCCAGUUUGCUUCACACUUCAUCGGGGGGCAUAGAUAUAAGAAGUCAACCGCAUGCUUAAUAAGCAUUAGGCAACGGGAGGAUGAAACGCUGAGGUCUUAUAUAGCCCGUUUCAACAAGGAAGCACUCUCGAUUGAUGAAGCUGACGACAAGAUCCUCGUAGCCACCUUCACGAAUGGGUUACGAAAGGGUAAGUUUUUAUUCUCCUUAUACAAGAAUGACCCGAAAACCAUGUCGGAUGUGCUUUACAAGGCCACCAAGUACAUGAAUACUAAACAUGCGCCACUGGCCUGUGAGGAGAAAUCCAAGAAAAGAGAGGGGCAAGAGGAAGCUCGACAGGAUAUGGGUAGGAAGAUGGUCCUGAUGCAGAUCAAGGAUGAAAAAGCCUUGACAUUCCCUGGUAAAUUGAAGGGUGAUCCUAGCAAGAGGCCUAGGGAUAAAUAUUGUCGUUUCCACCGAGACCACGGUCAUGAAACGUCUGAUUGCUAUGACUUGAAGUAA